This is a messenger RNA of Symbiodinium necroappetens, 1002 nucleotides long. The record is from the annotation of a GenBank genome assembly. NCBI's taxonomy places the organism in Eukaryota, Dinophyceae, Suessiales, Symbiodiniaceae.
AUGAGCCGCGCUUGGUGGAUUCUGCCUUUGAUUGCUGCGGCGUUGGGCCAGCCGCGCGACUGCAGGCAUGGCAAGUAUGACAACACUACGCAGAAAUGCAUUUGCGACAAGCACUGGGCCACAGCCGGUAUCACCGACACCGUGGACUUCCUGGAAGGGGUCUGCGAGCAGUUCCGAUGUGAAAGUGACAAGCAGUGCAGAGAGUUUCUAGGAGAUUUUGCUUCAUGCCCGGUCCCGAACUGGAAUUGCUACUGCGGGUGGGGAAAAUCCUACGAGAAUGGAUAUCGCGGCUUCGAAAACGAAAGAGCAGAAUGCAUGGGCUUGAUGUACACGUUCUCUGUUUGGACCACGGAGACUUUGUGGUACGUGUUCCAAAUUGCUUGGAAGGUCUUUCCUCUCUUGUCCAUCUUCUUCUUCGUUUUUGGAAGGAAGCGAGUACGAUGCGAUCAUCAUGACACUUCGCUUUGGAACGACGUACUGUGGAUGUGCGGGUGUCCUUCCGAUUGUGAAGGCGGAUGUCCCAUGGCACCAGAGCCUGUGGAUGUUUUUUUCGAUGAGUUCGCUUGGAGCAUCUACAUCCUCAGCCUGGGGGUGUGGUUCCAGGUAGCGCUGAUGGUUGUCUACCUGCUUGCAUUCUUUGUGUGGUCUGUUUUGCUCUGGGCGAUGGUGAUGAUCAUGUUGGUUGUUGCGGCAAUUGCGGGCCUCUGUGUCCUCUGCGGCUGCGCUGGGGGCGGUGAAGGCAGCGUCGACUGUUGCGAUGCAGGCUGCUGCGAUUUCUCAUCCUGCGGUUCGUGUGGUCCUGCAGAUUGCUGUUGCUGUUUCGGCGAUGGUGCAAUAGGUGCGUCGCCCACGGACGGCCUGAUGUAUUGGUCGGGUCCCUACCCUGGCCCCUACGAUGGCGGCUCAUGCGAUUGUUGCUAUCCGGUAUCCUCAACGCAGCAUGGCCGGGGCAGCUGCUGCUUCAUAUUUGCCGCACCUUUCGCAUGGCUGGUGAGGAGGUGA